Messenger RNA from Hypoxylon fragiforme, 1855 nucleotides. RefSeq lists its product as uncharacterized. The record is from RefSeq and is a predicted model, not a curated record. The transcript has 3 exons. Lineage: Eukaryota; Fungi; Ascomycota; Sordariomycetes; Xylariales; Hypoxylaceae. The coding region runs from base 543 to 1421 and encodes 292 amino acids.
UGUAGUUAGGCAUAAAAAUUAAAAAAACAAUAAACAUCAAUACCAUAACGAUCCGACUUUUGACGCUGAUACCUUUCUUGUUUUGAACUUUUACUCUUGUAAAUUUGCAUCUUGGUAUUAUUGUUAUUAUUAUCAAACAUCAGAAACAAGCCCAGGUCUCUUUGAAACUAUUUAGUACAUACAAUCCUAGUAUCUACAAUUAUAUACCUUAUAUUAUAAGUUAUAUACCUAGUAACCUAACCUUGACCAUUCAAGUCACUCUAUCGUUUCAACAUCAUCGUCAGCCGCAAAGCCGCAACGCCGCCACGCCGCCCCUAAAAUACAACCUAAUCUGCUUGGCUGUUUCCCACAAGCUCCCGCAUCUACUUCAAGGUAUUUACCUUUUUUCUUCCAGACGUUUUUUUACCAAAACCUAUCAUAGUCUUACCCUACAUCCUACCGUUCGAACUUAUUCAACAUCAACAUCAGCCUUAUAUUUCUCUAGCACGACUUGGGCCACACAUUAACCUCCGCACCGUUUAGAACUAAGGUAGCCAUUGAAGAUGGCCCUGUUCGAGAAGUUAGAUAUCAACCCAGAUAAGGUGCCAAACACUAAACUCGCCCUCCACAUCCUCCAAAUCAUCCUGGCACUGGUAGUAUUCAUCCUCGAGAUCAUUCUAUUCCGAGCCCAAGAUUCCCUAAUAAACGGUAACAAUGGUUGGCCAUUCGGACUGUGUUUCUUAUCCAUCCCGGCCUGGAUCUACCUAGCCAUGGCCCCGCGAUUCGAACGGACCCGGAAGAUUGCCCAACCGCACGCCAUGGUUGUUACCGACACCAUCUUCACUAUCUUCUGGCUAUCCGGUUUCGCCAGCCAAGCCGCCUACAACACCGCCAACUCGUGUGGACAAGGUUGCGCCGUCAGCAAGGCCAUUGUCGGCAUUGCAUUCUUUGAAACCCUCAUUUGGGUUGCGACAACAGCCGUCAGCGUGUACACGCUGCGCUACUACCAACGCACCGACGGGCUACCGGGAUACGAGAACCUCGGGCAGAGCCAGAACAUCGACCCGGACAAGGCUGCCUUCUCGAUGGCGCCGCACGACGAGGAAGCCUACGCCCCGGUGCAGAUGGACGACCACCAUGACGACCACACCGACACGCACGACCAGCCCUACGACCCGGCCGACACCUUCACCGGCCGCUUCGACAACGACACCGCCUACCGACCGCACAGCGUUUCCCCAGCCCCGCUCGAGAACCCCUUCGACCAGGCCUACCGCACCCACAGCACCUCGCCUUCCCACACCGACCUCUACGGCGGCGCCUCGGCCUACGGCUCCCACUCCUCGCGGCCUCAGAUCUACGCGCCGCCCGCCGCGGAGGACUACGACGACGAUAGGCCCGUGCAAUUCCCGAGCGCGAACUACGACCGCACGUUGCAUUAAGCUGAAGCUAGGUCCGAUGGUGUGUGGGCGGGUGAUUUGCUCGCCGUUUGGCUGCUGACGAGAUUAAUGGUUUAUCGAUUCAUUCUACGAGGAUACGAUAGUAGCAGUCCGGUGGCAACCAUAUCGUGGGUGGUCGAGUGAGUGAGUGGUCGAGUAAAGAGGCCGAGGAAGAGAAAGCAAGGAGGGAAAUGGGCAGUAUGUUGAAACCGAGGACGAGAGAGAAAAAAUGAGAGAAGGAGAGAGAAAGAGAAAGAGAAGUCGCUUGGAACGGAAAGAAAUCAAGUUGGGCGGAUUUAGUAUUUUAAAAAGAUUCACGAAACGGUGAUCGGUGUUCCGGACGGAUAUUUACAUAUAUUGCUCAUUACGGCAGCACUAAGGGGUACCCAGGAGACAGACAGUGUUUCUACGAAUUGUUAUACUUGUGCUUGCUUGCU